AUGGUUCAUGAACGCAUUCCGGCAGAGGCCGCCGACGUUUCUAUCCUUGGUACACCUCUUACGUUUCCUAACUAUCGCAAAGCAAAAAAUCGUUUUCUCAAGGCCGCUCUUACUGAACGAAUGAGCACCUGGGACCCAGAAGAUCUGUCUAAGCGAGGCAUCCCAACGCAAGAGCUAAUCAACGUCUUUGACAAAUGGGGAGAGGGCGGCUUUGGCGUAAUACUUACAGGAAACGUUAUCGUUGAGCCGCGCAACUUGGAGGGCGCUGGUAAUCCAAUAAUAUGCAGGGAAAAUGAUUCUCCAGAGAUGCGGAAAGCAUUUUCGGAGCUGGCAAAGGUUUCGAAGCGUGACGGAGCACUCGUUCUUGUUCAACUCUCACACGCUGGACGUCAAACUCCGAUCGGUGUUAACGAGUAUCCUUAUUCAUCUUCGGACGUGAAACUGAAUAGCACCUUCGUAAAGAGCGGAAAGCCAAUACCCCUUGCACUCGAUCAGAUCAAAACAGAAGUGAUCGAUAGAUUCGUAUACGCUGCAAAACUGGCGUACGAGACAGGAUUCGAUGGAGUGCAACUUCACGCUGCUCACGGCUACCUUUUAUCCCAAUUCCUUUCUCCUUCUGCUAAUAAACGGAAGGAUCGUUACGGUGGAUCAUUGGAAAACAGAGUCCGCAUUAUUAUAGAGAUAUUCGAUGCAAUCAGGAAGGAGAUUCCAGCGGCCACAGGAUUUAUCGUAGGCAUAAAGAUUAACUCUGUUGAGUUUCAAUCCGAAGGUCUGACAGUUGAGGACUCCAGAGAAGCUUGCUCAAUUAUAGAGAAGUGCGGUUUCGACUUCGUAGAACUCUCAGGUGGAACUGCGGAGAAGUUCUUAUGGCAACAUGAACGAGAAUCCACUCGGAUUCGUGAAGGAUACUUCCUCGAGUUUGCGGAAAAGAUACGUCCCGUAUUCAAAGAAGCUGUUGUCUACCUGACGGGCGGAUUUCGCACCGCUGCUGGUAUGGUAAGAGCAAUUAAAAGCGGGGCUACUGAUGGAAUUGGACUAGGAAGACCAAUUACAGCAGAGCCGGAUCUUCCAUUGAAAAUCCUCAAACAACACUGCUUGUCUGCGCCGGACACGAAAAUCAACCCUGACGACUUCAUGAUGACAUUUUUGGUGAGCACUGCACAAAUGGGAGAAAUGGCUAAAUUACCUGCCUCUUUUCUGAAGAAUGUAUGCGAAGGAAUCGCAGAUUUAAGCAUUCCCGCAGAGGCGGAAAACUUUGAAAAGUGUGUGGAACCAUAUGUUUUGGAAGUGCUGAAACUCACUGAAGAAAAGAAGCCAGUUCACGGAGUUUUCCAAUACAAAAAAUUGUUUGAUUAG
Messenger RNA from Necator americanus (New World hookworm), 1356 nucleotides. RefSeq lists its product as uncharacterized. The record is from RefSeq and is a predicted model, not a curated record. Bases 1 to 1356 code for a protein of 451 amino acids. Lineage: Eukaryota; Metazoa; Nematoda; Chromadorea; Rhabditida; Ancylostomatidae. Gene Ontology annotation, molecular function: oxidoreductase activity; FMN binding. The transcript has 10 exons.